Molecule: messenger RNA, 2974 nt
Organism: Maylandia zebra (zebra mbuna)
Lineage: Eukaryota; Metazoa; Chordata; Actinopteri; Cichliformes; Cichlidae
Product: epidermal growth factor receptor kinase substrate 8-like protein 1
Biological process (GO): positive regulation of ruffle assembly; regulation of Rho protein signal transduction; Rho protein signal transduction
Cellular component (GO): plasma membrane; vesicle; ruffle membrane
Molecular function (GO): actin binding
Source: RefSeq, a predicted model, not a curated record
UACCUCUAGUCACACUAAGGCUCAAGACAGGUUUUGGUUUCUGCUAACCUCAAGAUCCAGGCACUGGAAGUAUACUAAGUUACGGUCUGUGAUUUUUUAGGAAAGCUGCUUUAUCUUACACAUCUCCAGCUGACAGAGUGGAAAAAACAUGACAAACAUCACUCGACAUAUCGUCACACACCUUCUGACGUUCUCGCUGCAGAAUGGGGAAGUGCGGAACGUUGAGGAAGCUCAGAACCGUCUUUCCUCCCUGGCUCAAAAUAAAAAGCUAUGGAGUCAACAGAUGUACCUGGAUGUGGGAGCAGGGGGCAUUUAUCUCAGAGACGUACAGAGUCAGGACGAGCUGGAGAGCUACGCCUUCAGAUCCAUCUUCCGCUGUGAAGCUGUUAACACAGAAAAACACUUCCCAUCCCUCCUUAUGUUAGUCUGCCAAGGUGAAGAUCAGAAGAAGCCAGACAUUCACUUCUUUAACUGUGAAACGGUGAAGGCAGAGCAAAUCUGCGACGAAGUCACGUUGGCAGUUUCGAAUUCCACCACCAGCAAGCGUAAGCUGCUCCCUGAUGACCACAGGCUUUCUCAGAGUGGAGGAGAUAUGUUCGACCCCUAUAACAUACCAAGUCCUCCCGUGCUGCAUGCUCCUAAUCCCCCACCUGUCAACCCUCCACCUUACCCUGGACCCAGAGCAAAUGGUGGACCUGAUAUCUCUUUCCUGCGAGCAGAGAGAGAAGUGGGGAUCCUUAAUCACUGUUUCGACGAAAUCGAGGCCUUCAUGGGCAAGCUGCAGCAGACUGCUGAAGCUGCGACGGUGCUGAACCAAAGAAAGAAGAAGAAGAAGAAAAGUAAAAAGCAAAGCGCUGAAGACGAGCUACUCGCCACAAAGGCUCGCCCUCCACCAGAUGGGGAAUUCGUUGAUAUCUUCCAGAAAUUCAAAUAUUGCUUCAGCCUCUUGGCUCGCCUGAAAUCAACCAUCACCAAUCCUUCUUCAGAGGACCUCAUUCACCAUGUGUUCAAGCCUCUGGAUAUGAUGGUAAAAACAACAGGAGGACCAGCUUUUGGAGCCGCCAUAUCCAGUCCUGCCCUGACCAGCUCUGCUGUGUCCCUUCUACAAGAUACCCUGACUGAGGAGGAGAGGCAGCUCUGGACGUCGCUGGGACCCAACUGGACACACCCUCGGUCUCAGCUGCGUGGGCCUGUAGCUCCAUACACCCCAGUGUUCUUUGAUGGCUGGAAGCCAGAAGCCUUGAAGCCUGACGGGCAGGUUUGGGAGGAUCCGGUCGAGUCACAGCACAAACUCGAAGCCCUUCGAGAAAAACAAGAGCAACAACCACCUCAGCCACCAAACGAUGACACAAAUUCACUCCCACCGGGGCCUGACAGACUCUACUGCUGCAGUUAUGACUUCAUUGCCAGGAACAGCAGUGAGCUUUCAGUGCAGCAGGGGGAGACACUGGAGGUGAUCGAGUCAUCCAAGCGCUGGUGGAAGUGUCGCAAUCGGUUUAACCAGGUCGGCUUCGUCCCCUUCAACAUCCUGGAGCCCAUGGCUCACAUAGAGAGCCCUGUCCACAACAACCCCCCCAGUGUUCCAGCUGCGCCUCCACUUUCCAAGAAUGUCACUCUUGCCCCACCCACCCCCCCUGCUCUUCCCAAAACCACCCCCACCCACUCCCCACAGCGCCCACGUAGCUUACCAUCAUACAACCAGCAUGUGCAAGCUGUUGAGGACAAUGACAAAGUCACGCUGGUAAAUGAUGAGCUGCUCCAGAGACUGACGAAUGGAAAGUCCAAUAUGAACAAACCCCUCGUCAUCCCUCGCUCUGCUGACACCUCCCUCCCCCUUGACUACCACUCUCCUCCAGAGGAGGUGGCUGAGUGGCUCAGAGGGAAGGGCUUCAGCAAACCGACAGUGUCAUGUUUGGGUGUGCUGACAGGCGCCCAGCUGUUCUCUCUCAACAAAGAAGAGCUGAAAGCUGUGAUUCCAGAGGAGGGUGCCAGAGUGUACAGUCAGCUCGCUGUGCAAAAAUCACUGCUAGAGGAUGCCAGAAGGGCCACAGAGCUGGAGGCAGUCAUGGAGAAACAGAAAAUGAAGGUUGAUCUGAAGCUGGAGAGCAGUACAUUGUGAGGAACAGCAUCCACAUUGUGAAGAGCGUUACAUGAAGGACUGUUUUCCCGUCCCCAGAGACCGAACAUGUGGCAGUGACUUGACUAUCUAACAUUAAAUCACGGCAUGAGGGUCACUACGGUAUUAUUACCUGAUGUUAAAACCGAGCUUUCUGUCAGCAAUAUGAGACGUAGGAAUUUAAUAUAACCAGGUGCCGUGCAAACUAAAGGGGACUGAGUUUGCUUUUCCUUAUUUUAUGCCAUAUAUGUACAGUUAGUGUUUUUUGUGGAUGCUCAUAUUAAACAUGGACACAGUUUCAAACAGCGAUCGGAGCACGUACAAGUAAACCAGGAGUCAAAAGGUCAGAUUUCAAAGGCCUCCACCAAUUUUUAUGGAAUGUUUUUUCUACUCUUGGCUUUGUACAGUGGUGCAAAUAUGACACACCUCAGGUACACAGCUCGGGCUGUUUAAACCCUUUGGUUGCAAGGGCCAGCCAAUCAGAAGAAGGCUGGCUUAAAGAGAGGGGAAAUGGAACUAGAGUGGUUUGUUCCAGGAUGAAUUGAGGUGAUGGACUUAGGCCCAGUAUAAAAAAAUAAGAAUUAAUCUGAGCUGUGAAUCUUGCAGUGGUUCUCCAGUAGAAUGCAAUAAAUCUAAAAAUGGAAAUCAGUGUAAGAGAUCCCCUUUAAAUAUUUUACCACUGCAGUGCCCCGUUUGUAAUGCAUGUUCAUUUUAGUGUAACAGCUGUCUUCUUCUCUGCCUAAUUAACUUAAAUGAAAUGUAUUUAUCUUUGUAAUACACAUUUGUAAAAAUUCAGCCAUUAUUAUCACAUCUUAACAAUGACAGGACCUUGUCAACACAAUUCAACACACAAUUAAA